Phalaenopsis equestris is the source of this 834-nucleotide messenger RNA. RefSeq names its product protein cornichon homolog 1. Bases 81 to 569 code for a protein of 162 amino acids. The record is from RefSeq and is a predicted model, not a curated record. Gene Ontology annotation, biological process: vesicle-mediated transport. NCBI's taxonomy places the organism in Eukaryota, Viridiplantae, Streptophyta, Magnoliopsida, Asparagales, Orchidaceae. The transcript is spliced from 5 exons.
CCGGAAAAAGCUCCCACCCAAAGUCCAAAGGCCACAGGACUGGAUGUUCCAUAGCUUUCAGCUCUAAAUUGGAGAAUCCCAUGGCCUGGGAGCUGCUUCUGUGGAUAAUCUCUUUCGUGAUAGUCAUCGCUCUCAUCGCUGUUGACGCUUAUCAGUUUCAGUGUCCUUUAACUCUGCUUUAUGACGUGGCCCAGCUGAUAUGCUUAUCUGAUUUGGAAUGCGACUACAUCAACCCGUAUGACUCUUCAUCUCGUGUCAAUGCUGUUAUCGUUCCUGAAUUUAUAGUUCAGGGAUUUCUAAGCAGUCUUUUCCUCAUGACGUGGCAGUUGAUUCCAUUGAUCAUAAUGGCACCCAUCACUUACUACCACUUGCAAAUGUUUUGGAAGAAGAAACAUCUGUUAGAUGUCACUGAGAUAUUUAGACAGAUAGAAGGGCAAAAGAAAUACAGGAUGGUCAAGCUUGCUUUCUACUUCACCAUGUUCAUCUUGGUGAUUUUCAGGCUUGUGGUCUGUGCUAUUAACUUAAUUAUUGAUGAAGAUGACAGCCCUCUGAUUUCUGAGGUUUACUAGUACUUUAAUACGGAAUUCGAGAAAACUGUGUUGCUCUUUUCAGUCUUCACCAGAUCAUUCAUAUUCCAGAAAGGGGAGUUGGUUUCUCCAUCAUCCACCUAACUGCAGCUGUAGUUUUUAAAAGUUCCGUAACUUUGUAUAGAUUAUUAUACUGCUUCAGCAGACUCCGAACUUUGGACUGCUUUGACAUGUGUACUUGAAUGUUUAAUUUAAGUUCAUUUUCCUUUCCUAUUCUUUGCGAGAUUGUUGUUGCCUUGUUAUUGUC